AUGGUAAGCCGGAUAGUCAAUCCCUCUCAGGGGAACACUGUCCUUCUUUUCGGUCCUCAGGCCCUGUCAUUUGAUCAGGAAGCCUUCCUCAAAUUACGCGCAACCAUUCUCGGCUCGCCUGCUUACCAAUGGGUUCUCAAUGUUGUCGAUGAGUUGCCUAUCGUAUGGACAAGCCUUCUAAAACAUAACCCUAGAUUGGAGGCGAUCGAUGGAGCAAAGGAAUUACACAGCCUGGUUGACUGGAUCAAAUUCGGUGAUAUACGCGGCGAUUGUUUCCCUCUUCCCAACAUUCUUCUUAGCCCGCUUGUCGUCAUCACCCAAUUGACGCAAUAUGCCAAUUAUAUCCAAGAACACCCAGACGUCCGGAAGUCAGACAAAACACAGACUCUAGGAUUUUGCACCGGUAUACUUAGUGCCCUUGCCGUAUCCAGCAGCGCUGAUGAGACCGGAUUUGCAAAGUACGGCUCGGUCGCAGUACGCCUUGCAAUGGUUAUCGGAGCUGUUGUAGACGCGCAAGACGCACCGACCGAACGGGGUCCUUCGAAAUCAUUGGCAACUGCCUGGAACUCCGCCAACGGUGAGGACGAACUAAAGCGAAUCCUGGCUGAAUUCUCAGAUGCCUACAUUUCGGUUAGCUAUGACCAGCGUCGUGCAACUGUCACAACUUCGACCAAGACCAUUGCGGCUUUACAAAAAGAACUCCGUGGCGCUGGUAUCAUUGCCAAUGAAGUUGGUCUCGUUGGCCGUUUCCACAGCGACUCGCACCGGAAAGAUCUGGAUUCAGUCAUUGACUUUACCAACACACAACUCGAUUUCCAAUUCCCAGAGCUGUCGGAGCUACAUCUUCCCACCAGCUUCACCACCCAGAUUGAGGAUCUAGCUAACAGCAAGCUACAUCAUGCCGCAUUGCGCCAAAUAUUGGUUGAUAAAUCGGAAUGGCAUCAAUUAUUUGAGUCCGUACAAGAAAAAAGCUUAAGCGACAAGGCUUCCCUCCUUCUUUCAUUUGGCCCGGAGCGACCCGUACCUCCCUCUAUCAUGCGAGUGCUUAGCUCUCAGGUUAUUCAUAUUGCUGAUGUGAACGGAAAAACUAUCCAACAGCCCAACACCAACCCGCACCUGAUUGGAGAUAACGAUAUCGCAGUUGUUGGCAUGUCCCUCAAAGUCGCUGGCGCUGAUGACGUUGAGGAGUUCUGGGACCUUCUUCUCAGAGGGGAAUCGCAACACCAAGAAGUUCCAAAAGAGCGAAUCACUUUUGAGACCAUCUUCCGAGAUGUCGAUCCCAAGAGGAAGUGGUUUGGAAACUUCAUUCGAGACCAUGAUGCAUUCGAUCACAAAUUCUUCAAGAAGAGUCCACGUGAGAUCGGAUCCACAGACCCUCAACAAAGGCAUAUGUUGCAGUGUGCUUAUCAGGCGGUCGAGCAAUCUGGUUAUUUUCGAUCAAAGAACGUCAAUAAAAAAGUUGGGUGCUACGUUGGUGUUUGUGCAGCAGAUUAUGAGAACAACAUUGCAUGUCAUGCCCCUAACGCAUUCUCAGCGACUGGAAACUUGAAGAGUUUUAUCGCUGGUAAGAUCAGUCAUUAUUUCGGUUGGACCGGCCCCGGCUUGACAAUCGACACUGCUUGCUCAUCGUCCGCUGUCGCUGUUCACCAGGCUUGUCGAGCAAUCCUCAGCGGUGAAUGCUCAGCAGCGUUGGCUGGAGGAACCAAUAUCAUGACAAAUCCACUUUGGUUCCAAAACUUAGCAGGAGCCUCCUUUCUCAGUCAAACUGGGCAGUGUAAACCAUUUGACGCUAAGGCAGAUGGAUACUGUCGGGGUGAGGGUAUCGCGGCCGUGUUCCUCAAGAAGCUGUCUUCUGCUAUCGAAGACGGUGACCAAAUUUUAGCAACUAUUGCAGGCUCUGCUGUUUACCAAAACCAGAACUGUACUCCUAUCUUCGUUCCGAACGCACCUUCUCUUUCGGAUCUCUUCCGUAAUGUCGUUGCUCAAGCUCGCCUGGAGCCCAAACAGAUUACUGUUGUUGAAGCACACGGUACUGGUACAGCGGUUGGUGAUCCGGCUGAAUACGAGAGUAUUCACAAUGUGCUCGGUGGAAUAAAUCGAACAACAGCCCUUCAGCUGUCGUCUGUUAAGGGCUUGAUUGGCCAUACCGAAUGUACAUCAGGUUUAAUCUCCCUCGUUAAGACCGUCCUCAUGAUUCAAGAGGCCAGAAUUCCCGCACAGGCCAGUUUCUCUAGUAUUAACCCUCACAUACACCAUAGCCCGGACCACAACAUGGAAAUACCAACAAAAGUCUUGACCUGGAAUGAGAAUUUCCGGGCUGCCUUGAUCAACAACUACGGAGCCUCCGGUUCCAACGCUUCCAUGGUGGUUGUGCAGGCUCCAUUUACGGACAAGUUGGCACCCGCAAUGGAAGGCUCCAAGUCUCCAUUCUGGUUCACCGGUCCGGAUGAUCGGAGUUUGAGGGCUUAUGCAUCGCGGUUCGUCAGGUUCUUGCAAUCCAAAUCAGUUUCUUCGAAAAGCUUGACAUUAGGCAAUGUUUCCUUCAACGUUUCCCGCCAAUCCAACAGAAUUCAUGACAAGGGUCUGAUCUUCAAUGCUGCUUCUCUGCAGGAGUUAGAACAAAAAUUAUCCACCUUUGCCAGUGGCGAAUCUGAGCUUGCUUCUCAGUCAAAACUUGCAACCAAACCUGUUAUACUCUGCUUUGGAGGUCAAGUGUCUACAUUUGUUGGUCUGGACCAACAACUUUACGAUAAUGUGACCAUUCUCCGCCAACACUUGAAUGAGUGUGAUGCUAUCGUGGUUAAGCUAGGACAUAGCAGUAUUUUCCCUGGAGUCUUCCAAAAAACGUCUGUCGAAGAUCCGGUGCACUUGCAGACAAUGCUCUUUGCCGUCCAGUACUCGUCCGCUAAAGCCUGGAUUGAGUCUGGUGUUGAACCGGCAGCUGUCGUUGGUCACAGCUUCGGAGAAUUGACUGCGCUUUGCGUCUCGGGAGCGCUUAGCCUCGAAGACACUGUCAAGAUGAUAAUUGGCCGCGCUAAGAUCAUUCGUGAGAAUUGGGGUUCUGAAAAGGGGGCCAUGAUGGCAGUUGAAGGUGAUCUCGAACAGGUUCAGAACCUGCUUUCGGAGUCGGUUGUUACAGGAGAAGUAGCAGCAACCAUUGCUUGUUACAAUGGACCCCGUAGCUUCACACUUGCGGGUUCUAUGAAAGCUAUUGAAGGAGUCGUCAAGACUGCAUCCACCGGUACUUUCGCCUCCAUGCGUACUAAGGUGCUGAAUGUCACCAAUGCCUUCCACUCCACUUUGGUAGAGCCAUUGAUGGAAGACUUGGAUAAAGUAGGAGGUGAGCUGACCUUCUGUCAGCCCACUAUUCGCCUCGAGAGAGCCACUGAGACUGUCUUGAGUGGAGAUUUAACCUCCAAGUUUGUCGCAGAGCACAUGCGGCACCCUGUCUAUUUCAAUCAUGCCGUGCAAAGACUCGCUCAAGAAUUUCCUUCCAGUAUUUGGAUCGAGGCGGGCUCCAACUCAACGAUUACCAACAUGGCUAGUCGUGCUUUGGGAUCUUCUGGCGGGCACCAUUUUCAGGCUAUCAACAUCACGAAUACCUCCAGUGGACUGUCAAAUCUCUCUGAUGCAACAGUGACUUUGUGGAAGAACGGGCUCGACAUUUCUUUCUGGGCUCACAGCUCCAAGCAAACAUACUCAUAUGCCCCGUUAUUACUUCCACCAUAUCAAUUCGAAAAAUCUCGGCAUUGGAUUGAAAUGAAACAGCCCCCUAAGGCCAGUGGGGAGCCCACUGUUAUUGAAGUAGUAAAGACAACUGUUGAGGAGCUUCCCAAGACUCUUUUGACCUUUGUCGGUCACCAAGAUACCCAGAAGCGCCAACCUCGUUUCCGUAUCAAUACUAUGAUACCUAAGUAUGAAGAGUUAGUCACCGGUCAUGUUAUUGCCAAUACUGCUGCAAUUUGUCCUGCGACUGUGGAAGUCGAUCUGACUAUCGAGGGUCUUCGCACACUUUAUCCGGGAGUGACCGACACUAUGCAGCCUCAAAUACAUUCGGUUGAUAACCAAGCCCCAAUCUGCGUGGAUCCGUCGCGAUCUGUUUGGCUCGAGUAUGAGGCGCUUGACGACGCUGCUCAUACCUGGAACUUCAAGAUCUAUAGCACUGGCAAUGGAAAGGCUGCGACGACCACCCAUGUUACUGGAAAGCUUAUUUUCCGGGGCUUAGAUGACCCCCAAGCUCAGGCUGACUUUUCCAGAUAUGAGCGUUUCGUGAGCCACGAACGUUGUGUGGCUUUACUCAAAACGGACGAUGCAGACGACGUAAUUCAGGGUCGCAACAUCUACAAGACUUUUGGUGAAAUCGUCGAUUACGGUGAACAAUAUCGCGGCUUGCAGAAACUGGUCGGUAAAGGUACCGAGUCUGCUGGUAGAGUCGUCAUGAAGCCAUCAACUGAAACGUGGCUGGAUGCCCAUUUGUCCGACGCUUUCAGUCAAGUUGGCGGAAUAUGGGUCAAUUGUAUGACGGACCGCGAGCCGGCCGACAUGUACAUUGCAAAUGGCUUUGAACAAUGGAUUCGAUCACCCAAAGUAAAAUCUACCGUUGAGCGGCCUGCGUCAUGGGAUGUGUUUGCUCUUCACCAAAAGCACGGCGACAAGGCUUAUGUCACAGAUAUUUUUAUCUUCAAUGGCCUCACCGGUGACCUCACCGAGGUUAUUCUUGGCAUCAAUUAUGCAAAGGUCGCAAAGAUGUCUAUGAGCAAGCUGCUUAGCCGUCUUACACCUAACGGUAGUGGAGUUGGUUCUGCCGCGCCUUCGGCAGCAGCCAAGGUGCAAGCUGGGACCGCCGUGACUGCAUUUACUCCAGCUACAUCAUCGAACGUUGGGUCUCUUCCUGCUGUGACAAAGCCUCGGAAAACCCCGAAAGCACCCAAAGCACCCAAGAAGAAGGUUUCGUCUGGCCAGCCGGAAAUCACUGGUCAGGUUCGAGCAAUGCUGGCAGAGCUGUCAGGCCUUGAGCCCGAAGAAAUCAAAGAGGACGUUGAGCUUGCAAACAUUGGAAUUGAUUCUCUGAUGGGCAUGGAGCUUGCACGAGAAAUUGAGAAUAUUUUCAAAUGCUCAUUGCCUGAAGAUCAACUUGUGGAGGUAACCACAUUCCAAGCACUCUUGCAGUGUAUUCGGGCCAAUCUCCCAGCAUCUGCAGGUGCGGCCGAAGAGAUUGAAGACGACGAUGACGAGGAAGAGGAAGAUGAAGACGACGACGAGUCUCUCGAAGAUGCAAGGGUGUUCACACCAUCCGAUGCCGCUACUUCCGUUUCGUCAGCUGGCAAAGCAGAUGUCAUUGAAUUCCUCGUUGAGUUCUUGGGCAUUGAGGAGAGCAGCGUCACCCGAAGCACACUUCUCCGCGACCUUGGUGUUGACUCCUUGCUUUCGACUGAACUACGCGCUGAUAUCUCGUCCAAGUUCGGCGUCGACGUGCCAGAGGAGGUGAUGCUGGAAGAUCUGUCAGUCGAAGAGUUUGACGUCCAGAUCAACGGAUCUUCUUCCUCCAAGGCUGAGCCACCCAAACCAGCUCCUUCCGUUUCGGUACCCGGGGUUUCUUCUUCCUCUUCCAACGCGCCACGUGCCACAGGAGGCAACCUCGACCUCCCAGCUUCGGUUAUCCUUGAGGCUUUCCACGAAACGAAGGUGCUGACUGACAAAUUCAUCGAAGACUACCGCUGUGCCGGUUACAUCGACAAUGUUCUGCCCAAGCAAGAUGAGCUUUGCAUUGCUCUGGCCGUCGAGGCCUUUGAACAACUUGGAGUAUCCCUCAAAGGAGCCAAGCCAGGUCAAAAGUUGGAACCUAUCAAGUAUUUGCCUCAGCAUAAUCGACUUGCGGAGUACCUCUACAUGAUGCUAGAGAAAGGAGCUCGCUUGAUAGACAUUGACGCGAACGGUGUGAUUACAAGGACUGCCGUGGCUACACCAACCAAAUCGAGCAACGACAUCUGCCAGCAGUUGGUUAGAGAUUACCCCGAUCAUAACUUUGCAAACAGACUCACCCAAUUCUGUGGUCUUCGACUUGCUGACGUCCUGACUGGCAAGAUGGACGGCAUCAAGCUCAUUUUCGGAUCCGCCGAAGGACGUGAACUAGUCUCUGGUCUUUACGGUGAUUCUCUAUUGAACAAGUUGGCCUACGAACAGAUGAAAGACUUCCUUCGUCGUCUGAUAUCGAAACUACCAGUGAACGAAGUGCCAUUAAAGAUCUUGGAGAUGGGUGCUGGCACUGGAGGCACCACCAAAUGGAUUGUACCAUUGCUGGCUGAGUUGAACUUCCCUAUCGAGUAUACAUACACCGAUUUGGCACCAUCUUUUGUGGCCGCCGCUCGUCAAAAGUUCAAAGCCUAUCCGUUCAUGAAGUUCCGUGUCCACGACAUUGAGAAACAGCCAGCAGAUGAUCUGCUUGGAACUCAGCAUCUAAUUCUCGCAAGCAAUGCUGUCCAUGCCACCCACAAUCUUACUGUCUCUACGCAAAACAUUCGCAAGGCACUACGCCCUGACGGGUUCCUAAUGAUGCUUGAGAUGACUGAAACUGUAUACUGGAUUGAUGUGAUCUUUGGUCUACUUGAAGGCUGGUGGCUGUUUGAGGACGGCCGCCGUCACGCAAUUGCCCACCAGUCACGGUGGGAGAAGGACCUCAAGUCGAGGUCAAUAUCCAGCGCAUCUUUAUCGCGCUGGCUUCCGGCCAGAGCGGCCGUCAGUAAAUAUCUUCAGAAAGCAGUCAGUGGCUUUACCGCAGUCUCUAUCUCCUCACCUGCCCACCCUGUACUCUCAAAUCAAGGCGUGCUUGUCACAGGAGCUACUGGGAGCGUCGGAUCUCAUCUAGUUGCUCACUUGGCCAAUCUACCCUCUGUCAAGACAGUGUUCUGUAUCAAUCGAGUCAGUCGCUCAGAUGCAUCAAAACGCCAGCAAGAAGCACUCCUGUCCAAAGGCAUUUCAUUGACUCCCGCAGCAAUGUCAAAGCUAGUGGUGAUUGAAACGGAUACGCACAAACCUCUGCUCGGUCUUCAGCGUGGUGAAUACGAUCGUCUAGUCCGCGAUGUUUCUCACAUCGUGCACAAUGCUUGGCCAAUGAGCGGCAAACGAGCGUUGAUGGGCUUCGAGCAGCAAUUCGUUGUCAUGAGAAAUCUCAUCAAUCUUGCAAACGAAGCUUCAGCAAACGGUCCACGGAGAAUCACCUUCCAGCUUAUAUCUUCAAUCUCUACAGUGGGCUAUUACCCGAUAUGGAGUGGAGAGCGUAACGUACCGGAAAUUCGUGUCGAGAUGAACUCUGUACUUGACAACGGAUACAGCGAUGCCAAACUGGUUUGUGAGCGAAUGUUGGAUGAGACACUUCAUAAACAUCCCGACCGAUUCCGGCCGAUGGCCGUUCGAUUAGGUCAGGUCGCCGGAUCUAGCUCAGGCGGUUACUGGAAUCCAAUGGAGCACUUUUCUUUCCUAAUCAAAUCGUCACAAACACUGAGGGCUUUUCCAGCUCUUGAAGGUGAACUUUCCUGGACACCUGUUGAUGCGGUUGCAGCUACACUAGGUGAUUUGAUCUCUGGUGACCAUCGUCCUUACCCAGUUUACCACAUCGACAACCCUGUUCGUCAGCAAUGGCGGGAUACAAUUCCAGUACUCGCUGAGGCUCUGGGCAUUCCUUCAAGCAACGUUAUUCCCUUCAAAGACUGGGUGGGCAUGGUGCGACGCUUCCCGGGGUCUGAGGUGGACAACCCUGCGGUACGGCUUAUUGAUUUCUUGGAUGAUAAUUUUUUGAGAAUGUCGUGUGGUGGAUUGCUCCUUGAUACUACAAAGAGCCGCGAGCAUUCUCCGACAUUAGCAGCAGUUGGUCCAGUGAGCGCAGACGUUACACGGCAAUAUGUAAAAGCAUGGAGGGAUAUGGGAUUCUUGUACUGA
Messenger RNA from Talaromyces marneffei, 7935 nucleotides. RefSeq lists its product as uncharacterized. The coding region runs from base 1 to 7935 and encodes 2644 amino acids. The record is from RefSeq and is a predicted model, not a curated record. The transcript has 4 exons. Gene Ontology annotation, molecular function: acyltransferase activity; phosphopantetheine binding. NCBI's taxonomy places the organism in Eukaryota, Fungi, Ascomycota, Eurotiomycetes, Eurotiales, Trichocomaceae.